Messenger RNA from Diplodia corticola, 498 nucleotides. RefSeq lists its product as uncharacterized. Lineage: Eukaryota; Fungi; Ascomycota; Dothideomycetes; Botryosphaeriales; Botryosphaeriaceae. The coding region runs from base 1 to 498 and encodes 165 amino acids. The transcript has a single exon. The record is from RefSeq and is a predicted model, not a curated record.
AUGUUGUCAUCCCCAGUCAUCAAUGCCAUCAGCUCCGCCGACGAUGAACGUCUCCGCAAGACCCUGAUCGCCAUAAUUGCCGAUCCACACGGCAAAAAGCUGGUGGAAAACGAGCUUCUGAUACCAGCAAACCACUCCGAUGCGAACCCCAAGAAACGCAACAAGUAUGAGCAUUGCCGCCAGUGUGGCCAAGAAUUCGAGUUCGCAUUAAGCAAGGAAUCCGAAUGUUCCUGGCACAGCGGUAGUCGCCCCUCACUCGCAUCCUACCAAAUUUCCUCCGUGUUGAUGCCUUGCUUAGGUGAAUGUGACGUCGACUGGGACUCUGGCUUCUGGGACGACACCGAUGACGACAUCUUCGGUCCAAUCGACACCGACGAGAAUCGAGAAGAGUAUCCCGAGGGCUUUGUCUGGACGUGCUGCGGAGGCCAGGCGGACGCCGAGGGUUGUAAGAGGGGGUUUCACAAGCAACGUGGUGGUGCAAAAAGGGCACGAGCCUGA